AUGGCGUCCCUCUUGCGCCAAAUCGUCGCCUCUCCUCGCGUUCGCCAUGAGGAAGCAGAACUUGACCUCUGCUAUGUCUGCGACAACAUAAUAGCUACCUCCGGCCCGUCAGCGACAUAUCCUCAAGUUGCCUACCGUAACCCACUCAAGGACCUGGUCAAAUUCUUGGACCGGAAGCAUGGCACUAACUGGUCGAUAUGGGAGUUUCGAGCGGAAGGCACAGGCUAUACCGAUGACGAGGUCUAUGGCAGAAUAAGGCAUUACCCAUGGCCGGAUCACCAUCCACCACCUUUCGCACUUGUGCCGUUGAUCAUGGGGUCGAUGAGGAAUUGGUUACACGAUGGUGAGGGCAGGGUUGCCGUGGUGCAUUGUAAGGCUGGGAAGGGCAGGAGUGGGACCAUCGCAUGCAGCUAUCUGAUUAGCGAGCAAGGUUGGACGCCAGAAGAGGCUAUGGAGAGAUUCACAUCGAGAAGGAUGCGGCCGGGGUUUGGUGCUGGGUUGAGCAUUCCUAGUCAGAGGAGGACGAUCACGUAUGUGGAUCGAUGGACGAAAGGUGGCAAGGUAUACAUGGAGAGGAGCGUGGAAGUACUGGAGAUACAUGUCUGGGGUCUGAGGAAUGGUGUCAAGGUUGCUGUGGAAGGUUAUGUGGACGAAGGCAAGGUGAUUAAGAACCAUCAUACUUUUAGUACCGAGGAGCGAGAGAUUCUGAGAGGCGGUAUAAGAAAUGACGUGGGUUUCGCGAGCGUGACGAUGGAAGUCGUGGGCAAGAAGCCGCGAAAGGACGGCCUCAAUACUUCGAGUGGGGAGGCUACACCUAUUGGCGCACCGUCUGAGAAGGGUGAUCUCGAUAGGACGGGAUCGGAUCUGCUGCAAGAAGGCGGCGAUGUUGUGUUCCGUCCUUCGAAACCUAUCGUACUACCGUCCAACGACAUCAACAUCGACGUCGAGCGGAGGAACAAGUCCAGGUACGGCGGCUUCGCCAUGGUGAGCGCAGUAGCACACGUGUGGUUCAACACUUUCUUUGAAGGCAAUGGUCCCGAACAAGGUGGAGGCGCCGAUACAUCAGGUGUCUUUGAAAUCGAGUGGGACGCCAUGGACGGCAUCAAGGGCAGCAGUCGCAAGGGCACACGUGCUUUCGAUAAACUGGCCGUGGUCUGGAAGAGUGCCGAUGAGGGCAACCCCGGUAUCAUCAUUCCUGAGCCUCAGCCGGGCGAGGAAGCCAAGCAGAUGCGAUCGGCGAAUAUUGCAGCUGGCAAAGGAGCCGACGAGAGAAGUCAAGAUUUCGAGAAGAAGUUGGGUCUGCGAGAGCCGGACUCCGCGAGCGCGGCGAUUAGUCGCGCGAGCAGUAUGGAGGAUGUUAGGCAUGGUAGUGAGGGAGAGGUGGCGGACGAGAUCGAAGGCGUACAGUCGUAUCACGAGAGCGAGGGCCAUCACAAGGGCACAGCCUCGGAAGGGCCGGAUCAGUAUCAUGGUCGGGCGCCUACGGAGACGGAUGUGCAUGGGAUUGCGUCCGGGGUGAAGCACAGUACUGCUUGA
Recurvomyces mirabilis is the source of this 1536-nucleotide messenger RNA. It is a transcript of the gene TEP1, whose product is annotated as Telomerase protein component 1. Gene Ontology annotation, molecular function: phosphatidylinositol-3,4,5-trisphosphate 3-phosphatase activity; protein tyrosine/serine/threonine phosphatase activity; protein tyrosine phosphatase activity. Bases 1 to 1536 code for a protein of 511 amino acids. The transcript has a single exon. The record is from RefSeq and is a predicted model, not a curated record. Gene Ontology annotation, biological process: protein dephosphorylation; regulation of phosphatidylinositol 3-kinase/protein kinase B signal transduction; negative regulation of cell population proliferation. Gene Ontology annotation, cellular component: cell projection; cytosol; plasma membrane. NCBI's taxonomy places the organism in Eukaryota, Fungi, Ascomycota, Dothideomycetes, Mycosphaerellales, Teratosphaeriaceae.